AGAAAGAGAGUGAUCGAGAGAGAAAGAGAGCGAUCGAGAGAGAAAAAGGAGAGCGAUCGAGAGAGAAUGAGAGCGAUCGAGAGAGAAAGAGAGCGAUCG
Molecule: messenger RNA, 99 nt
Organism: Biomphalaria glabrata
Lineage: Eukaryota; Metazoa; Mollusca; Gastropoda; Planorbidae
Product: zinc finger CCCH domain-containing protein 13-like
Exons: 2
Source: RefSeq, a predicted model, not a curated record